CAAGCUCUUUCCGAUUCAGCAACUUCAAAGUUCAAUGUUUCUUCGACUGUUUCCAUCCAUCAACAACUUUAAUAAUUUAAUCCAUUCAUCUUACCACACCCUCAAAUACCAAUUGUUCGCUAGUAUAUUCGGAUAGCUUGGAUAGGAAUACAUCAUCACAAUACCCAUCAUAUAAUUCCCCUUAUAUAGAAUCAAUAUGCCCCCAAAAAGGAAGUCCAAGGCCAAUACCUUGGCAGAGGUGUCCACCCCGAAAUCAUUGUCAACUCCAGCUCGCGAUGACGAUACUAUGGAUGUUGACACUCCCCAAGCAGCAGAUACCCCCCGUGCUGCAGACACUCCCACAACAUCCAAACCUAAUAACCUCCCACCAGCAUCUGAGAUCCUCAGUAACCUCUGGACCGAUGAUCAGGAAUCUUCACUAUUCAAGGCAGUUAUUCGCUGGAAACCUUCAGGUAUACAUAAGCACUUCCGCAUGAUCGCCAUCUCAGAACACCUGCGCAACCACGGGUUCGACCCAGAUGUUGAAACCCACACGCGCAUCCCCAAUAUCUGGAAGAAACUCCGCCUCUUCUACAAUAUGGAUGCUAUCGAUGAGCGCGAUAAUUCAUUCGACUACGUUAAGGGUGAAGGCGACGGUCAAGACGAGCCACCCGAACAAAAGUACAACGAUUUCGAUCUACCACCCGAUGAUUUUCACGACUUGAUGUGGACGCGCGCGGCGGCUGGCCCCGGUGAGGAGUCAGCCCAUUCGGAUAUGGAUAUUGAUAUACCGGAGAAACCGACAACGGGAGUGAAGAAGCGCAAGCGAGGCACGGCUGAUGCAGUAAGUGUUGCUGGUAGUACCACAACCAAGACAAGAGCUAGCACCGUCGAUGAUACCGACCAGGAAACUCCAUUUCCCAGUAGUCCUGCAGCACGAACGAGCGCGCGAGGUACUAGGAGCCAAAAACGUGCUGCUGCGAAGGCGAAGGCGGAGAGUGUAGAGCCAGAUGCUGAAGAAGACGUCGGUGAUGAUGGCGAGGAAGCCGAAGAUGAUGACAAUGAUGAAGAGGAAGACGAAGAAGAGAGCGAAAGGGAAGAGGCCAGUACUACUCCAACCACUCGAUCUGGCCGAGGAAGUGGCACCAGAGGACGAGGUACCCGUGGUCGAGGUCGAGGGAAGGCGGGUCGGAAGAAGGGUUGAACGAAUACUCAACCAUGGUUGAUGAUAACAACCUCCUUUUUCAACGUAGAGCAGCCGGACUCGUCUGCAAAAUGCAGGGGCAAUACUCACAGUAAGGCCAGUACAUCUACCCGCGUAAAGCACGAUAGACACCCAAGUUAGGGAGCGUGAUUCCAUUAUAGUUUUGGCUAGUAUUAGGCCCAAUAAGUCAUUGUAAGGGGGUUUCAAGGCAAUUUCAAAAGUUCCCAGAAACCCUCAUAACCUAGACAACAUGGAUUUAUAAUCUUAGGUAUGUUCAUGAAAG
Messenger RNA from Hypoxylon fragiforme, 1466 nucleotides. Its product is annotated as CT20-domain-containing protein. The record is from RefSeq and is a predicted model, not a curated record. Lineage: Eukaryota; Fungi; Ascomycota; Sordariomycetes; Xylariales; Hypoxylaceae. Bases 197 to 1183 code for a protein of 328 amino acids. The transcript is spliced from 3 exons. Gene Ontology annotation, cellular component: nucleus; NuA4 histone acetyltransferase complex. Gene Ontology annotation, biological process: regulation of transcription by RNA polymerase II.